AUGCUCUAAAUUUAAAUAGGGGACAUUAUCGACAAUCAAUACGAAAUAAUAAAGAAACUGUCACAAGGUUCAUUUGGAAUAGUUUUUUACGGGAAAUGCAUGAAAACAAACAAAGGAGUAGCAAUUAAGGUGGAGAAAAAGGAGAUGGCCAGUUUUGGCACUCUAGUGCGUGAAGUAACACAUUCUUCUAACUCAAGAUCGACAUGUUGGGCAAAUUGAAGGGAGUUCCAUCAAUUCCUGAAUUGUUGUGGCAUGGAGAGUAUAAGAAAUGCAACAUUAUGGUAACCAAAAUGCUGGGACACGAUCUCAUCUACUAUCAGAAACAAUAUGGCCAAUUGUCGUCACAGUGUAUUAAUAGUAUAGCUUACCAAUUGCUGUGGAUUUUGGAAUAGAUGCACAAAAAGUAUAAUUAAUGAUUUAUGUUAGGAAUAUAAUUCAUAGAGACAUCAAACCAGAAAAUAUACUGAGCAAAAAUGGCUCAGACAAGAUUUAUUUGAUUGAUUUCGGAAUUUCAAAAGACUCCGAUUCAAAUUUCAUAAACAAAAAGAAAUCAUUCUCAUUUAUCGGCACCAGCAGAUACGCCAGUCUCGCAGCUCAUCAAGGAAUAGAACAAACACCCAAAGACGACCUCGAAUCCCUCGGGUAUGUUCUCAUCUACCUAAUCACGCAACACUUGCCUUGGAUGAAAAUCGAAAAAGCAGACGAUCAAAGAUUAGACAAAAUUGGUAGGCUGAAAGAAAAUGCCUUAUUGGAAGAUUUGUGUUUUGGGUGCCCCAAUUCAAUGCUCAAGUACAUCCUCAAUUUAAUUUAGGUAUAUGAAAUAUGUCAAGGAACUAAAGCCAAGUGCUAAGCCCAAGUACGCAAUGCUGAGAGGCUUGUUCCUAUCCAAGUUACAAAACACGGUUGAAUUGGGAUUGGAUUGGACCAAUUAAGCAAUUAAAUUAGAAAAGAAGAAACACCACAAAAAACAGAGGAAUUCGUGUGAUCUCAAUUUUUAAAGCUGCGUGACAAUUAGAAAGUAUAUCAUCUAUAAAUAUCUUAGGCCAUUUAUGGGCGAAACAUAAAUCAACUUAAACGUCAAAACUAUUGCUGCUCAAGACGAACAAGUGAUAUCAUCUGAUAAUCUGACUAGCCAAAUGCAGUUUAGUAUUGUGGAGACGCAAGGAAGCAAAAACAGUGUUAAGGUUGGGUUUUCUACUUCGGACAUUUAGGAAUGCUUGGCUGUUCAAUAAAACAACAAUAUGGCUCGCAUAUCUACAUUUGAAGGCAUCGCUGAAGCAAACCCGCUGCUGCCUUAAAAUUUCGAAAAGCAGUUGAUGGAAAAAGAAAGCUAGGAUUUAGAAAUUAAAUAUAACCUACUUCACUUUACAUCAGUAUAUUUUAAUUUUAAGAACCCUAUUCAGCAGAAUACUAUCAAGUAAAACUAUUAAGUUAAUGUGAUCAAAUCUAUUAAUUGA
This is a messenger RNA of Paramecium octaurelia, 1457 nucleotides long. NCBI's taxonomy places the organism in Eukaryota, Ciliophora, Oligohymenophorea, Peniculida, Parameciidae. The record is from the annotation of a GenBank genome assembly.